CGUUUUACAUCUCAAAGCGUCCAUGUUGAAUUUUUUCCGUAGAACAGAGUGAAGAUUUCUUUUAAAAAUUGUGUCUUCAAAUUUACUGAAAAAGUGCAUCCUAGUAACAAGUAAAUUAUAAUUAAAUUGUUAGCAAGUAUUCGUUUGGUGUUUUGCGACAUAAUUUAACCUUUUCGCCUCGUCGCAAGUGUGUAAAACUCAGUUGAAAAAAUUUUGCCAUUGUCAGCGAAUUACAGAGCCAGACCAGCGGAAUAUAUUAGAAAAAAGAAAUAUAGAAACUUGACCAAUUUAUGAAAAAAAAUUGAAAAAUUAAAAAAGUAGUUGGUGGUGUUGUUUUUCCGCAAAAUGAGUGUCGUCGCCGCCUCAGCCACCGCUGCUAUGACUCUUGAUGAACAGAAGACAAUUUUAAAAACUUGUGGUUCGGCUGCAGCUGCAGCUGCUGGCGAUCAUAGUCAUAGCAUAUCGGACAAUAAUGACGAAAACCAUAUUAUACAUAAACAUAAGGCAGCGUCAUCAACAUCCUCAACGACAUCGGCUACAACUAUAAAUCCCAACGAAGCAGGUAGUGUUGUCCUGCAUCCUCCAGCUUCACCACAAAUCACCAUCAUCAAUAACAACUCAUCAACAACAUCGACGCUUCUAGCCUCGGCCUCCGCUGCCACAGAAAUUAAUUACACAGCCCAGCAUCGACGUUUGUUGGAAGAAGAAAUACACAAUCUUAAAAUUGAACAAAGUCGGGUUCAACAGCAAUUUACCGAUGCCCAGCGACGGGAAAAAAUACUUAUGCGUAGACUUGCCAACAAAGAACAAGAAUUUCAAGACUAUGUCAGUCAAAUCGCAGAAUACAAGGCUGCACAGGCUCCUGGUCCCGCAGCUUUACGAUCUGCACUUCUUGACCCUGCUGUCAAUUUACUCUUUGAAAAACUUAAAAAAGAAUUACAAGCAACUAAAGCGAAGCUUGAAGAUACUCAGCAAGAAUUAUCAGCUUGGAAAUUUACACCGGACUCGAAUACAGGAAAACGGCUAAUGGCCAAAUGUCGGUUAUUAUAUCAGGAAAAUGAAGAACUUGGAAAAAUGACUUCAAACGGGCGCUUAGCAAAGCUGGAGACUGAACUAGCAAUGCAAAAAAGCUUUGCAGAAGAAGUUAAAAAAUCACAAUCAGAACUCGAUGACUUCCUCCAGGAACUUGACGAAGAUGUCGAAGGAAUGCAAAGUACAAUUUUGUUUCUACAACAAGAAUUGAAAACCACUCGAGAUCGCAUUCAAUUUUUGGAAAAGGAAAAUUACCAACUUAAAAAUGGAACAACCGACGAACCUACCGAACCUGCUACUGUAUCAUCACCAUCCGCCCAACAACAACAACACCUUUCUAUGAACGGUGGCGCAAUUAAGGCUACCAUUUCUCUUAAAUCAGUGGAUAAUUAUUCUCCACCUUCUAUUGUGAAUUCGGCAAAUCCUAAAUUUGUUCCCGGUGCUAAUUUCAAUAUACUCAGUAGUAGCAAUCUUGAGACAAUAGAAGAAAACUCGUGUCUUAGGACGCAAAAUCCCAACUGCAACAAUAACAGUGGUAAUAAAACAUUGGGUAGUGCAAGUAGUAGUGAGUUUUUUAAUGGAGCCAGUUCGAACGAUGCUAACGUAAACGAUGCUGAACUAACGCAGCCCGUGUCCGCGAACAGUGACGAUCUUAUUAUUGACGCCAGUAGCAAUAGCAAUAGUACCAUGGGCGGUACAACAGUCAAAACGCGUCUUAACUCUCGCAAACGUAAUUUUGACAGUGACUCAAGUGAAUGUGGCAGCACAAAUGGCACCUCAACGCGAAAUGCGGUUGUUAAAAAAACAAAAAAGAAAACUCGUCGUUCUUCCUCCGUGUUGUCGAUUGAUUUGAAUGAAGAUGACUCGCAAAUUGGAGGAGUUUCGGUUGAUCGAAGUGAUGACGAAAAUAGCAAUAGCCAGCCAACCCGAGUAAUGACGCGCCGAAAGUCUGCUCGAAAUCACCAAAAUGGCGGCGAUAAUAUGUAAACAAAACUUCGGGUAAAAAAAUAAUGCAGUAAAAAAGUUAACUUUUGUUAAAUGUUUGCCUCUAAUCAAGCCCAAUGCUUAUUUAGUAAGUAUAAAUAGUUUAAAUUAUUUGUUUAACCUGCUAUCAAGUACAGAAACUCAAGAAGUAAAUCAUUUCUAAACGUAAAUUUUUUUAAACUUGGUUUAUUUGUGUGCAUCUUUUUUUUAAUUUUAUUCCUAUUUGAAUGGGUAGCAAUAAUUUAAUAUUACAUAUUCAAUAACUUGUACAAAAAAAAACGACAGACAAAAAGAAAUUAGUUUAAAAAUUACAUAAUUUUUCGAAAUAUGUACAAACAUAUACUUGAAAAAAAAAAAUCUUUAUUUUAACUAAUACACAACUUAUAAAUACAAUUAUAAUUAAAAAAAUAUAUAAAUAUUAUUAUAUAUUAUAAAUAUAAGAUAAUUUAGUAGUGUUAUUUUGCAGGAAUGUUAUUCAUUCAUAAACGUUUUAAACGAAACAAAAAAAUGAUAAGAAAAUUGUGUAAAAACAACUACGUAUUGACAAAACAAUUAAUAAAUACAAAAUAAGUUACAUAAGUAAUGAAA
Molecule: messenger RNA, 2604 nt
Organism: Eupeodes corollae
Lineage: Eukaryota; Metazoa; Arthropoda; Insecta; Diptera; Syrphidae
Gene: fl(2)d
Product: pre-mRNA-splicing regulator female-lethal(2)D
Exons: 6
Coding region: 346-2019 (557 amino acids)
Biological process (GO): regulation of alternative mRNA splicing, via spliceosome
Cellular component (GO): nucleus
Source: RefSeq, a predicted model, not a curated record